Molecule: messenger RNA, 3412 nt
Organism: Parasteatoda tepidariorum (common house spider)
Lineage: Eukaryota; Metazoa; Arthropoda; Arachnida; Araneae; Theridiidae
Biological process (GO): extracellular matrix organization
Molecular function (GO): extracellular matrix structural constituent conferring tensile strength
Source: RefSeq, a predicted model, not a curated record
CAGGUUUUGAUCUCAUUCGCAAAUUUGGCUUGGAUGAUCAAGCUACAGCUUUCCAGGGAGUUAAGGUUGUUCGGGGCUCCAAUCGGAUGCAAAAAGCUUAUCGCUUGUCAAAGAGGACUAAUCUUGCCCUUCCAACAAGAGCUAUUUUUCCUCAAGGAAUUCCAGAGGAAUUUUCUUUCAUAUCAACUUUUAGAAAACGCAGUAAUCGAAAGGAUAGAUGGAGUUUAAUAAGUAUAUCAGAUUCAGCGGGAAGAACUCAAUUUGCCGUCAUUUUUGAUCCUAGAAAAAAAGAGCUCGAAAUGAUAACACUUAAUUUAGAAGGUGAAAUUCAAGAUGCUCGUUUCUUUGACAUCAAUGUGGAUGAUAAAGAGUGGCAUAAAAUUGACUUGAGUGUACGAAGAGAUAGAGUGACAUUAUUUAUUGAUUGUCAACCUCUUGGAAUUCAACCAAUUGAUAUCAGAAGACCCAUUGACGUUAAUGGAGACAUUAUGGUUACCAAGUUUGACGAUUCUAUGACUGUGCAGACAGAGCUUCAGUGGAUGGUGAUACAUUGUGAUCCCACAAGAUCCCAAAGAGAAACGUGCAUCGAAUUGCCAUUAAGGAAAAGAAACACUACCGUUUGCGAAGCUUGCCCGCCAGGUCCAAAAGGUGCCGAUGGAAAACCGGGUCCUCCGGGUUCUGCUGGUCUGCCAGGAGAACGUGGUCCUCAAGGCUGGCCUGGUAUUUCUGGAGCAAGAGGUGAAGCUGGACCUUCUGGACUACCUGGACGACAGGGCCCAUCUGGACCACCAGGAGUUGCAGGUUUACAAGGAACUCCAGGAGCAGCGGGCAGUAAAGGCGAAGUUGGAUUUCCUGGUCUCCCUGGCAAACCUGGUGUUAAAGGUGAAAAAGGUGACAUAGGAGAUACUGGAAGAGAGGGUCCCCCUGGACUCGUAGGACCACGUGGUCUUAGAGGACCCCCAGGACAGGGAGCGGGUGAGGCGGUUCCUGGACCACCUGGCGAACCUGGUCCUCCUGGACCGCAGGGAGAACAAGGCUUGCAAGGAAUUCCUGGAGUGUAUGGCUUAGCUGGGCAAAAGGGUGAAACUGGAGGAAGAGGAGACAGAGGGAUACCAGGACGUAGAGGUCUGCCUGGAAUAAAAGGUGAACCUGGAAUUGUCGGAAAACCUGGUCUACCAGGUCCACCAGGAGUUCAAGGUCCUCCAGGGGAACAAGGAGAGCCAGGUCCUAAAGGAAAACCGGGUGAAAAGGGCUCUAGAGGAGAUGCUGGAUACGAAGGACCACCUGGAUCGAAGGGUGAUAAAGGAGACAGAGGAGACGCUGGUUAUUCUGGAGGUGAUGGUCAAAAAGGUGCAAAGGGAGAUGAAGGCCGAACUGGAGAAAGUGGAUCGCAAGGGGAGAGAGGAUUUCCUGGUGUUCCUGGGUUAAGAGGAGAACCUGGACUUGUUGGAUUUCCAGGACCAGCAGGACCUGGAGGACCACCGGGAGUAUCUGGACCUCGAGGUGAAAAGGGUGAUCAGGGAGAACCUGGGCUUCCUGGAUCAGUAUCUCAAGCUGGAGACCCUGGAUUGGCAGGACCUCCAGGACCACCUGGUGAAAGUGGAACUGAUGGAACCAAGGGUGAACCUGGAUUGCCUGGAGCACCCGGUGCACCUGGAGUAAUGGGAUUGCCUGGUUCACAAGGUCCUCCUGGGUUUCAAGGAACUGAAGGUGCUAGGGGACCAAAGGGGUUAAAAGGUGACGCAGGACCUAUAGGACCAGAUGGAUUACAAGGACCUACUGGACCAAUUGGCCCGCAAGGAUUGCCUGGAGAACCUGGACCAAAAGGAGAUCAUGGCAACUCGGGUCUAAGAGGACCUGAAGGACCUCGGGGACUGACAGGACCAACGGGACCUUCUGGUGAAGUAGGACCUCCAGGUCCACCAGGCUUACCCGGUUUAACAGGAGCUGCAGGACCUGCGGGACCACCAGGACCACCGGGACCUCCUGGACCUAUGAGUGGGAUCGAAAUUUCUGAUUUCAGAGCUGUUGAUAAUUUGCCAGAAUUAAGGGGGCCAAGAGGUUACAAAGGUAUAAUGGGUCCAUCUGGUAUGCAAGGGGAACGUGGUCAACCAGGAGAUAAAGGACCCCCUGGAACUCCGGGAAAUAGAGGGAUGCCAGGUCCAUCAGGUGCACCGGGAGCUUCUGGUCAUCCAGGAAACAGAGGCCCACCAGGAAUGCCUGGAUUACCUGGACCACCGGGACGAGGUUUCAGCGAGGAAGAGAUGAGAGAUAUUUGUGCUUCGGUACUAAGAGAUAGUCUUGAAGAAUUGACUUCCAGGCUACAGGGGCCCCCAGGGCUACCUGGGCGUGGUAAAACUGGACGCUCGGGUCCUCCAGGUCCACAAGGAGCUCCAGGUGAUCCAGGUGUGCCUGGCCUACCUGGAGAAAGAGGAUUUAUGGGCAUGCCUGGUGUUCCAGGCCCGCAUGGUCCACCAGGAAGCAAAGGCGAUAAGGGUGAAAAAGGUGAUCGAGGACCUGAAGGCGUAGGUGUCGAAGGACCAAUGGGUCUUAGAGGUGUUCCAGGUCCACCAGGACCACCUGGUACAGGAGUACCUGGCAGACCUGGAGAUCGAGGUCCACCAGGUCGUCAAGGUACUAGCGGAGUAAGAGGAGCUCCAGGACCACAAGGCCCUCCAGGAUACUGUGAGCUUUGUAAUUAUCAGAAUUCAGAUCUCGCAAACUUUCUGCACCCACCUCAUUCUCAAGUUGAUAAGGGUAAUACAGAAAACGACUGAUUUUUCAAGUCUUUCGCUAAGUCAAUCACUGCCAAUUAUAUGGAAUUACGGACUAAGGAAAAAGUGAGAAAAAACUGAGUUUAGUACUCGUUUUUUUAUCUGCUCUAAUUUAUUCCGUCUGGAGUAUUGCAAUUAAAAAUAGCACAUAUUCCUGGUGUGCACUUCCUAAUUUAUCAAAUGAUGCAGUCUAGAAUAAGAGUCAUAAGAGCCGUCUUCAAAGAAUGCUGUUCGUAAAAAGAAUGUAGCUAUAUGGAACGAUUUGAACUCAAAAGUUUAAAAUGUUGUUAAACGGCUCAAAUGAAUCCGUUCUUUGGUUGCAUCCAAAAUAUAACUUUAUCAUCGAUUUUUAAAGAUUUAAUUUUUUUUUUCACAUUCAUCUAUGAAAGUGUGAAUAUAGUUUAAAAUAUUUUAAGAAUAGUAUUAGAGUUUGAAUUACUUUAACAGUUGUUUGAAAAAUUAUGAAUAAAAUCAAUCUAUAAUAUUUUCAAACUUUUUUUAAAUCGACGAUUUAUUUUUUGAAUUGUUUUUUAGCAUAAAGUUUAUAAAGCAUUUAUGUCCAAUUUUGCACAAUACUCAAUCAAAAUUUUAUAUGUCAUGUGAAAAUAAUGCUACUGAAUAUAUAUAUAUNAUUAAUA